AUGGUCAACAGAAUCCUCUUCUGGACAGGCUUCGGCCUCGCUGUCCGCUUCUGGCAGCUGGGUAUUGAGAUGCGGCCCUUCUUCAACCGCAAGUCGCUCUGGGCGUACCCCCUGUUCGGCGGCGUUGGCGCCAGCUUUGGUUACUGGCUGCAAAGCAUCGACGAGAAGCAGACCAAGAUGCUGGAGGAGCGGAAGCAGGCGAUCCUUGAGAAGCGGGCACGGAGAGCGCAGAGGCAGGCAGAGGCCGCGGCAACUGCUCCAUCGCCCAGUGCGCAGGAGGCUUAA
Messenger RNA from Thermochaetoides thermophila DSM 1495, 285 nucleotides. RefSeq lists its product as uncharacterized. The transcript has 2 exons. Lineage: Eukaryota; Fungi; Ascomycota; Sordariomycetes; Sordariales; Chaetomiaceae. The coding region runs from base 1 to 285 and encodes 94 amino acids. The record is from RefSeq and is a predicted model, not a curated record.